AUCCCAUCAAAAUUUUGGGUUCAUGUAUAUCAAAAUUUACAUAUAUAUUCAUAAUUUUAAUGUAUAUAUUCUAUAUAUACUUAUUUUAUCAUUUUAAAACAAAAAGGAAUGAAAUCCUAGCAAAAUGAGCUGAAAUUUACAAGAGAUUUAAUCAUAAUUUUUAAAUUAUAAAGAGCAAUAAAAAUUAUAGUUUUCACUGGUCCUCACCCUGAUCACCCUUCUAGAUGUGCCCCUGGUUCCAAGUAUAAACAGUAAGCUUCUGGUCUGAAACUUGGUAAAGUAAAGAAGAUGAAUAAGUUGGGAGGCACGGAAAACGAGGUGCAGCAUGAGAUAGUCAUAGUUGGUGCUGGAAUUUGUGGGCUUGCCACUGCACUUGCCUUGCACAGGAAAGGUAUAAAAUGCAUAGUUUUGGAAAGAUUAGAGAGCCUGAUAUACACUGGGGGAGCCAUUACUAUUAUGGCUAAUGGGUGGCGUGCUUUAUAUCAACUUGGUGUUGACUCCAUCCUUAAACAAACUGCUUAUCCUAUACUAGGGACAAAAGAUAUAUGGCUUGACAAGAACAAGCAGCAAGAUAUGUCAUUCAUGAGCAGUGAGGCUCGUUGCCUGAGGAGAAAUGAUCUUAUUAACACCCUGUACAAUGCUUUACCACCUGAUGUGGUAAAGUUUGGACAUCAAAUUGUCUCAGUGAAACUGGAUCCUCAAACUAAUUAUCCAGUUCUUCAGCUUCAAAAUGGAAAUUCUAUAACAGCCAAGGUUUUAGUUGGGUGUGAUGGAGCCAAGUCAGUGGUUGCUGAUUUCCUUCAGCUCAAGCCUACAAAACUAGCUGCACUUUGUUCUGCUAGAGGGGUAACCAACUAUCCUAAUGGGCAUCCAUUCCCUCACGAGUUUGUCCGUAUGAGGAGAAACAACACUGCCGUGGGUCGAAUCCCAAUUGAUAGUAAUUUGGUUUACUGGUUUGUUGCUCACCCAUGGGUGCCAACAGAUACCAACAUUUCUCAAGACAGAGAACUAAUAAGGCAAAAUACUCUACAAGUAGUUAAAAGUUUCCCAAAAGAAACCGUGGAAAUGAUAAAGAACACAGACUCCGACUCACUUUCUUUCACACGUAUAAGAUACCGUAGACCCUGGGAUUUACUACUGGGAAGCUUCCGCCAAGGAACAGUGACAGUAGCUGGAGAUGCCAUGCAUGUAAUGGGUCCUUUCAUUGCACAAGGCGGUUCAGCAGGUUUAGAAGAUGCCGUCGUACUUGUCAGAAACUUGGCCAAGAAAAUGUCGAUCAUUCCAACUGAUCCAAGGAGUAUUGGAGAAGCACUAGAUGAAUAUGUGAAGGAGCGGAGGAUGAGGGUUGUUCGAAUGUCUACACAAUCCUACCUUACUGGUAAACUGAUAACUGAAUCUACUCCACUGCUAGUAAAGUUUGCUUGUAUUAUCCUCAUGAUCCUUCUCUUCAGGGAUGGUAGUGGUCACACUAAAUAUGAUUGUGGAACUCUUUGAUCAAUUUUUGUUAUUAACCUUACCUAUUGCCUGUAAAAUAAUGCAGUUCCCUAUCCGUGGACAAAGUCAGUUUUGAUUCACAAUACUUUAAUUUUGUUAUAGUGUAAUACCAUGAGAUUAUGAGUACUAAGCAGUGGCGGAACCAGAGGGGGGCUAGGGGAUGCUAGAAGCCCCCUAACCUCUAAAAAACAGUGUAUAUUUUUUUUUCCAGCCCCCGCUGAAUUAUUCA
Daucus carota subsp. sativus is the source of this 1723-nucleotide messenger RNA. Its product is annotated as monooxygenase 1. Lineage: Eukaryota; Viridiplantae; Streptophyta; Magnoliopsida; Apiales; Apiaceae. The coding region runs from base 289 to 1494 and encodes 401 amino acids. The transcript is spliced from 6 exons. The record is from RefSeq and is a predicted model, not a curated record. Gene Ontology annotation, molecular function: FAD binding.